CAACCAUAGGAUCGGCGUUGUGUUAAAAAAGGGGGGUGAGGAGGAGGAGGAGGCGGAGGGGAGGUACAUAAAAAGUGACGAGCAGAGAAAACCAACUCCAGCACUUGUGGAAAAGCUCGUGGGUCCUCUGUUGGCGCGUGCAGGCAGCAUGGCGGAGAAACCUCCCCUGGACAGCGGCGAGACUCCAGCCUGGUUGGGUCAGUCUGAAACGCAGCUUACAGCGGGGCGAGAUCCAGAUGGCGUUGAGACAUGCGACGCCGACCGACCCGCGUGGGACUCUAAGGUCCAGUACGUGUUGGCACAGGUGGGGUUCAGCGUGGGCCUCGGCAACGUGUGGAGGUUCCCAUACCUUUGCCACCAAAAUGGAGGCGGGGCCUUCAUGCUGCUCUAUGUGUUUCUUUUAAUAAUUGUGGGAGUUCCGCUGUUUUUCAUGGAGUUGGCGGCUGGCCAAAGCAUUCGCCAAGGGAGCAUCGGCGUGUGGAAGCACAUCUCCCCGAAGCUGGCCGGGAUCGGCUACUCCAGCUGCAUUGUGUGUUUUUACGUGGCUCUUUACUACAAUGUUAUUAUUGCAUGGAGCCUGUUCUACAUGGGCAAUUCUUUUCAGUAUCCUCUGCCAUGGGAGCACUGUCCAUCUGAUGUAACCACCAACGACACAGUGAAAGAAUGCGCAGGUUCUUCCCCGACGUCAUAUUUCUGGUUUCGGAGAGCUCUUAACAUCACAAACUCCAUCGACGAAUCGGGAGAGUUGAACCCGAUCAUGACGGGCUGUCUGUUGGCGGCCUGGGCGAUCGUGUCUCUGGCGAUGAUCAAGGGCAUCAAGUCUUCUGCCAAGGUGAUGUACUUCUCCUCAGUCUUCCCCUAUGUGGUUCUCUUUAUUUUCCUCAUCAGAGGGUUGAUGUUGGACGGGGCCAUGGAAGGAAUCACCUUCAUGUUUUAUCCUAAAUUGGAAAUCUGGGGGAGCAUGCAGGUGUGGCGCCAGGCUGCUACACAAGUGUUUUUUGCCCUCGGACUCGGCUACGGCUCCGUCAUAGCAUACUCCUCCUACAAUCCCGUCCACAACAACUGCCACAGGGACGCGCUGAUGGUCUCAGGCAUCAACUUCGCGACGUCCGUUCUGGCCUCGCUGGUUGUUUUUGUCGUGCUGGGUUUCCGCGCCAAGAACAUCGCAUUACGCUGCGUGGCAAAAAAUCUUGGUCUUCUGAGCCUGAUGCCGUCCUUUGAAUCUGCUCAGCUCUUGGUUGGCCUGGGUCGACCCGGCAUCAACGUGACCGACCCGAGCUCUGUGUCUUUAGCUGAAUACAGAGAGUGGUACGGUCACCACAGCUCAGCGGUGGGUCCUAGCAUCACUGACUGCAGCCUGGAAGAGGAGAUGAAUAAGGGCGUCGAGGGCACAGGCCUGGCGUUCAUUGCGUUCACAGAGGUGAUGGCCCUGUUCCCCGCCAGCCCCUUCUGGUCCACCCUGUUUUUCCUAAUGCUGCUCAACCUGGGCCUCAGCACCAUGUUUGGGACCAUGCAGGGAAUCCUCACACCUCUCAUGGACAACUUUAGCCUUCUGGGCCGUCACCGGACGCUACUCACUGUGUCCAGCUGUGCUUUGGGCUUCUUGAUAGGAUUGCUGUUCACGCAGCGCUCCGGCAACUAUUUUGUGGCUAUGUUCGACGACUACUCUGCAACUCUGCCGUUGGUCAUCGUUGUAAUCUUUGAGACCAUUAGUGUGUCGUGGGUUUAUGGAACUGAUCGCUUCCUGGAUGACAUCGAAGUCAUGCUCAAUUGGCGCCCUCCAGUGGUGUACAAAUACCUUUGGAAAUAUGUUUGUUUGCUGUCGAUGGUUGGGCUUCUUACUGCAAGUUUGUUGCGGAUGUUCUUUAAAAGGCCCACGUACACCGCCUGGAACCAAACCACAGCCUCUGAGAUUACUCUCGAGUACCCCGGUUGGGCUCUCGGCAUGAUCAUCGCGCUGAUCGUCUUUGCCAGCUUGCCUGUGCCCAUUGGCUACGUCUAUUUCACGUUGAAAACGCCCAGAGCCGGCGACACCCGCGCCGAGGAGGCGGGUGGCCACGAGACGCACCGUGAGUUUUACACAAAGUGCAGCUCCACUGAGCAGCUGGAGUCCCCUCGCCGGGGCCCCACCGAGGAGGACGAGGCUCAUCCCAGGGCAGCCUUCCUGCCGACAGGCCACGAGAACUACCGACUCUUGCCCCAGCUGGAGGAGGAAGAUGACGAUGACGAUGAUGAUGAACAGGAUACAGAAGUUUGAACAUGGCUUUGUGAGGAUGAGAUGAUUAUAUGUUGGACUUCAGAUGAAGUGCACGGGUAGAAGACCCCGUAAGAGAGGCAUAAACAUACGAAUUUUUGUGUUGCAUAGACAUCAAAAACUAACACGCUGCUGUAUUUGAUAAAGCGAAAGGAUUGAUGGAAGGUUCUACAGUAGGAAAGUGACUUGUCAUUGUCUUUAGUUUCUGCCGGUGUCGACCGGCUCUUUGAGGAUCACAGCGAUGGACAAAAAUAGGCUUUAUAAUUGUUUUAUCUGUGCCUUAGGAUGUAAACAUUCUAGUGUGUGUGUGUAUAUUUGUGAAAAUGUAUGUUUAUUUUUGUUGUAACAUAGUGUGGAUUUGAAAAUAACUAAAAAACUUUAUUUUACAUUAUAUUUGUAUGAUUUUACCUCACAAGACCACAGACAUGUUUUCAAAUGUAAAAUGUGUGUUCAGUGGAGCAUGAUUGUACUGUACUAGGACUCAGUAAACCUCUAGAUGGCAGCAACCUGACUGAAUGGUGUUUUCCUUUUUUUUAAAUCCAUACUUUACCUUUGAAUCCUAAAAUUGUUUGCGCUUUCUUAAGUUAAAUAUAGUAUUUAUAUAUAUGUUUAUGGGUUAAGAAAACAUUUUGUGGGUUUCUUUUUGCUAAUUUGUCACAGACCUGAAGACCCUUUUACAGAAUACUUUGGGUUGAGCGUCAUAAAUUUUAACAUUUUGGCUGCCAAUACAGUUCUCUUCACUAUGUUGUUAUGCAGAUUUCAUA
Molecule: messenger RNA, 3018 nt
Organism: Pungitius pungitius (ninespine stickleback)
Lineage: Eukaryota; Metazoa; Chordata; Actinopteri; Perciformes; Gasterosteidae
Gene: slc6a16a
Product: solute carrier family 6 member 16a
Exons: 12
Coding region: 149-2257 (702 amino acids)
Biological process (GO): sodium ion transmembrane transport
Cellular component (GO): plasma membrane
Source: RefSeq, a predicted model, not a curated record